Messenger RNA from Colletotrichum scovillei, 456 nucleotides. RefSeq lists its product as uncharacterized. Bases 1 to 456 code for a protein of 151 amino acids. The record is from RefSeq and is a predicted model, not a curated record. Lineage: Eukaryota; Fungi; Ascomycota; Sordariomycetes; Glomerellales; Glomerellaceae. The transcript is spliced from 2 exons.
AUGAACUUCAUGGGCAGAAAGAGCGACGCCAAGCAAGAAGAUGUGGCCAACAUCCCGCCGGAGCUAUCAGACCUGCACUGCUUCACCGAAACAGGCGGCGUCAUCACAACCACAAUGUUCGACAUCCCCGGCUACCGCGUAACCCGCACCCUGGGCGCAGUCUACGGCCUCUCGGUGCGCUCGCGCAACAUCGCCGCGAGCCUGGGCAUGGUGAUCAAGUCGUUUGCGGGCGGGGAGCUGCGGUGGUUCACGACGAUGCUGUAUAACUGCCGCAACGAUGCGCUGGGCAGAGUGGUGAGCGAGUGUAAGCAGAGGGGGGGCAACGCGAUUAUUUGUCUUAGGUUUGAUGCGUCGGAUUUGGGCGGGUUCGCGCAGACUUGCGCGUAUGGGACUGCGUGCGUUGUUGAGAAGGUUGAGGGAGGAGAAGGGGUUGCGCCGCAGCUUGGGGGGAGUUGA